Penicillium expansum is the source of this 1968-nucleotide messenger RNA. RefSeq names its product putative glycosyl hydrolase. The record is from RefSeq and is a predicted model, not a curated record. Gene Ontology annotation, biological process: carbohydrate metabolic process. Bases 1 to 1968 code for a protein of 655 amino acids. The transcript is spliced from 2 exons. NCBI's taxonomy places the organism in Eukaryota, Fungi, Ascomycota, Eurotiomycetes, Eurotiales, Aspergillaceae. Gene Ontology annotation, molecular function: carbohydrate binding; hydrolase activity, hydrolyzing O-glycosyl compounds.
AUGCUCUACGCCGAAGACGACAAGCUCGUCUUCCGCUUCGACGACCACAUCCUCUGGAUCCAGCCAUGGGGCGAGAAUGCCUUCCGCGUGCGAGCAACAAGACAGGCGUCAAUUCCAACGGAAGAUUGGGCCCUCUCCUCCAAGCCAUCCAGUCCAAGCCCAAGCAUUGAGAUAUCCGCCGACCAAGAAGCGACUAUCACCAACGGCAACAUCAAAGCAACGGUGUCACGCAGAGGCAAGAUUAUUAUUUAUGAUUCGAAGGGAAACAAACUCCUCGAGGAGUAUGCCCGCCACCGCCAGGACCCAAAAGACCCCAAGUGCAGCGCGUUGACUGUCGAAGCUCGCGAGCUGCGUCCAAUCCUGGGCGGCGACUACCACCUCACUAUGCGAUUCGAGUCUCUCGACCAUAAAGAGAAGAUUUUCGGCAUGGGGCAGUAUCAGCAGCCCUACCUGAACCUGAAAGGUACAGAUCUUGAGCUGGCGCACCGUAACUCCCAGGCUAGUGUUCCUUUUGCGAUUUCGUCGCUCGGCUAUGGCUUCCUCUGGAAUAACCCCGGCAUCGGACGGGCGGUUCUGGGAACAAAUGUCAUGAGCUUCGAAGCGUACUCGACCAAGGCAUUGGACUACUGGGUUGUGGCGGGUAACACCCCCGCGGAAAUUGAAGAAGCAUAUGCCAAAGUGACAGGGUAUGUUCCUAUGAUGCCCGAAUAUGGUCUUGGUUUCUGGCAGUGUAAACUCCGCUACACGAACCAGGAGCAGCUGCUCAAUAUCGCACGCGAGCACCGACGUCGCGAGAUUCCUCUAGAUUUGAUCGUCAUCGACUUCUUCCAUUGGAAACAUCAAGGAGAAUGGAGCUUUGACCCGGAGUUCUGGCCAGAUCCAGAGGCCAUGGUCAAGGAGCUCAAAGAGCUCAAAGUCGAGCUUAUGGUUUCCAUCUGGCCUACUGUCGAAAACGCAUCCGAAAACUUCCCAGAAAUGCUCGAGCAAGGACUUCUCAUCCGCCACGAUCGUGGGAUGCGCGUAGCGAUGCAAUGCGACGGCGACAUCACGCACUUCGACGCAACGAACCCGGCAGCACGAAAGUACAUCUGGAGCAAAGCCAAGCAAAACUACUACGACAUAGGCAUCAAAACAUUCUGGCUUGACGAAGCCGAGCCCGAGUACUCGAUCUACGAUUUCGACAUCUACCGCUACCACGCCGGCAGCAACCUACAGAUCGGAAACAUCUACCCGAAAGAAUACGCCCGGGGAUUCUACGAAGGCAUGACCGCAGAGGGUCAAACGAACAUAGUCAACCUCCUGCGAUGCGCAUGGGCAGGCAGCCAGAAGUACGGAGCACUAGUGUGGAGCGGCGACAUCGCAUCGUCAUGGAGCUCAUUCCGCAACCAACUCGCAGCAGGUCUAAACAUGGGUCUAGCUGGGAUCCCGUGGUGGACGACAGAUAUCGGCGGCUUCCACGGCGGCAACCCAGACGACCCUGUGUUCCGCGAGCUGUUCACGAGAUGGUUCCAGUGGGGAGCGUUCUGUCCGGUUAUGCGGCUGCAUGGUGACCGUGAGCCGAAGCCGGAGGGACAGCCGACGGCUAGCGGGGCAGAUAAUGAGAUCUGGUCGUAUGGAGAUGAGGUUUAUGAAAUAUGUAAACGGUAUGUUGGGAUUCGUGAGCAGCUUCGUGAGUACACGCGGGGGUUGAUGCGGGAGGCUCAUGAGAAGGGGACUCCUGUGAUGAGGACUUUGUUUUAUGAGUUCCCGUCGGAUGAGCGGGCUUGGGAGGUUGAGACUCAGUAUAUGUUUGGAUCGAAGUACCUGGUUGUGCCUGUGUUGGAGCCAGGCCAGCGCAAAAUUAAGGUAUAUCUGCCGGGUGGGGUAUCGUGGAAGCUCUGGGACGAGAAAGAUAUUGUGUAUGAGGGCGGUCGCAAUGUUGAGAUCGAAUGUCCGAUCGAAAGUAUGCCUGUCUUUUGCCGCCAGUAG